Molecule: messenger RNA, 5949 nt
Organism: Gasterosteus aculeatus aculeatus (three-spined stickleback)
Lineage: Eukaryota; Metazoa; Chordata; Actinopteri; Perciformes; Gasterosteidae
Source: RefSeq, a predicted model, not a curated record
AUGGGUUUAAUAGUUACCAUACCAGUGCCAACAACGUCAGGCACGGUAUCCUCCCCCGAACGGCUCAGAACACCGAGACCCAGUCGGUUCACCCCCAGCUCCAAUCUCGACUGUACGGUUCAGCACCGGGGAGCCAACAGGGCGGUCUACCCAGUGGCCAGCGUCCAGCCCGUCGUCAGCACCCACAGCUCUGUCUCGAUCCGCCCCUCUCAUCACCUCUCGUCCCUUCCUCUUCCUCCCCCCGUUCCGCCUGUCCAGCUGUCCCCCCUGACUCACCCUGUGAUAGCACAGUGCUCCUUGGCUGGCGGAUGCGACCCCCCCUCCAUCCAGCCGUAUCCCCAACACAGUCAGCCCCACUCAUACUCCCUGCCCCACCUUCAUCCGCAAACCGGCGGUCAGGCCCACGCUGCCCAUUCCCAGCCGGCGUCCCACUCACACUGCCAGUCCCUCUCGUACCCCCAGUCCCAUUCCCUGUCUCGUUCCCAGUCCCACUCACAGGCAGCGUGCCCGUCCCAGCCCAAUGCUGCCGAGCAGAACGGCAUCCUGGACUGGCUGCGCAGACUUCGGCUCCACAAGUAUUACCCCGUCUUCAAGCAGCUCACCAUGGAGGAGUUCUUGGCGCUGACGGAGGAGGACCUGAACAAGUACGACCUGACCCAAGGAGCGAAGAAGAAACUCAGGACUCAGCUGGAGCUGCAGAAGACUCAACUUGAGCUACAAAAGGAGAUGCACAUGGAGAAGCGGCCCUGCAGCGGCAUCGCCAGGGUGACGCCCUCCAGUCACGUGGGUUCCUCGACACAUGGCACCUCCACAGCAGAGCCGCGGGUGGAGGCGGACGCCAUGUCUCAGCAUCACCCCGUCUCAGCAGACAGCAGCUCGUCUUCGGGCUUCUCCAGCUCUCCGUGCUCCGCCCGGGGGCCCCUCUGCUGGGACUCCACCUUCGACAGGACCAGAGACAUUCACAGGCGUGUGUCAGGUCUGGACCCAGCAGGGGGGGGUCCAGAGAAGGACCGGUCCUGCCUAUUCGUCCUGAACUCCAGCUGCCCCGCAGGCUCCAGUCGCCCCACGGCCCAGGUCCUGCCCGUGCAAACCGACCCGGCUCCUCUUCACCCUCCCUCCUGCUCCUCCCGCCUCCCCCUCGGCCUCCAGCAGCCCCCUUACCACCCGCAGGCCGGUUACCCCCAGACUCUGCUCUCCCCGGUCUCGAACCCGGCACGUAUCCUGAGUUCCCCCCGUAAGCCCCGGCCCCUUCCGUUCUGCUCGGAGGACAGGACUCAGGCGCCGGGCUCGGGCCCGCCUGCAGGCGGUGCCGGCUUCCUGUCGGGGCUCGGUGGGGGGGUGGGGGUGAGGCUGGAGAACCUGUUCCCUGGGCUGAACGUGGACGGCUCCCCGGCGCCACAGGACACGCUGGUUUGCCGCGGCCUGGCUGGAGGUGCCGUGGGUCUGAUGGUGGAAACCAGUUCUGCUUUAACCUCCACCUCCAACAGCCUGCACCACGUCUCUCACCCCCCGCUGCAGUUCCACCUCUCGUCCUCCUCCCCCCUUUCUCCAUCAGGAUACUACUCCUGCUCACCUGCGUCUUUCUCCUCGUCCUGUCCCGCCACAAAAUCCGCUGGCUCCGGCAGUAGUGGCGCUGGCGGCGGCUUUGUUCCCAUGGCAACCGCAAGCAGCGUUCCCGUGGCCGCGGUGCCAGGCAACACAUAUUUCCCGGCCUGUCCUCUCUCCAGUCCCCCCGCUUCGCCAUGCACUGGCUCGCCUCUAGAUCAGAGCUCAGGCCACACCCCCUCCACGUGUGUUUGCAGUUCCUGCGGUUGUCGGGGUAACUGUGGUGCCUACGGGGCGUUGCCUGGGUACGCGGCGGCCGGCUACCUGCAGCCGUUCUCGGCCGGCCCCUCGCUCUUCACCCUGGGUCCUCUGCUCCACCUCAGUCCCCUGAUCGCCUCGUCCAGCGGCGCCGGGAGCGCCGCGCCGCCCUUCUCCUACCCAAUGAUGGUGCCUCCGCCCCUUUACCGCCACAGCCCCGUGUCACACGACCAGCAGCAGAGCUUCGCCUUCUACCAGCCUCACGGCAUCAUGGGAAAUAUUGGCCAGAAACGGGCCCCGGGUAGUAGCGUGUCAUGUUACAACUGCGGCGGCCACGGACACCGAGCCGAGGAGUGCAAGCAGCCGGCGAUGGACUCGGCACAGCAAGGGUCCUUUCGACUCAAGUACACUCCUCAAUCGGACAGCAAGGACUUGGGGGACUAACCAGCGGAGACACCAGCGGAUUUGAGCCGUCGUACUCUCGACUGUGCCUCAUGUUCCUGGAGAAUAGAAGACACGGCCUCUGGGGACAAGGAUCUGAAGGCGCGGACCCGUCAGUGUUUUAGCAGCUCACGUAUUUUUUGGUUUUGUCUUUUCCGCUUUCGACCUUCUUCUGUUCUGCACGCGGUUUUCAUAAGCUCCGCCCUGUUUCACUCCAGAGACGUAGUGGAACUCCUCCUGUCAUGGUACCCAGGGUGCAGCAGCACAACCGGAGAGUCUCGGAAUCUGCCUUAAUGAUUCGGCAUUGAGCGUCUUGCAGGUGGCUCAUAAAGCAACCGCCUAGCAAACAACUACCGGGCGAGUUCAUGUCCGCUUGCUACUUAAUAUUUAAGGUUUCGCCAUUAGUAUUUGGAACCUUUUAGUUGCUUUCUCAUCCAUUCUCUUUAAAGAGGGGUUCAAAAAUUAUAAUAAUAAAAACAGUCAGUUUAAGGUUAAAUGUGGUACCUUAUUUUUCACGGCUUUUUUUUUUUUUGUAAAACCUCUUGUACAAAGAGUUUUAAGCACAAAACCAUUGGGAGCGCUCCAAAGAUGUUUAAACUAACUCUUAAGGAUCAGGUUAAACUGCGUGCCUUAAAUCCCGCUUUGGAUGUUUUCAGAAACAUUAUGCUGAACUAUUCUUUGUAAACAAGACGCCAUUUCGGUCUGUGUUAAGAUGUGGUAGCGGACCGUGGAGCUUUGUCACUCCAACGUGUCAUUGCCAGUAAAACGCUUGUUUCCUCCAACGCGGUUGAUAUCAUACGGACUCGUAGAAUUCCCAGAAGCAUCUUCCAUUGUUUCUCUCCCUCUAUGUGGGAUGGUUCCGAUGUUAUGGCUAAAAUUCCUAAUAGCGGAUUCACAACGUGAAUCGAUUUUCACUUCCAGAUCUCUACUGAUGAGUUCAAUGAAGUCAUAUUUUGAUGAGCGGGUCAGUGGUAAAGAAGACGGACAGUGUAGCAUCCAUGAUAGGGUACUUCUAGGUGGGUACACUCAAUGCGUAAUAGGGAGGAACACUUGAUGUGAACGGAACUUUUUGUUGGAUUACAAGAAAACUCGUCAGGGGACGUUUUGAAAGGAACCCGAUUCACAGGGUCUAGCAGCACAGAGACCACAGCUGACGAUGCAUUCAGGUGCCUACACAAGAUUUUGAACAAACAGAAAAAACUCGACGCCACUAAGGAUUUCAGUACGAGUUCCAUAUGUUACAGGUACCAGGAUCGGCACCCAGUAGGCAGAUGAUGAUGAUCCUGUGGACACAAAUGACACACAGCUCAUGCACGUCUGGUCAUUGCGCCUCGCUCCGCAGAAUGCCAUUUAUUUAACAUAUUCAAAUUUAACUGCAAAACAUAUGGUAAAUCUUAACAAAGUGGAAAAUAUCUCAGCACAGGAAAUGUUCGCUAGUUAUCUCAUACUAUAUGCAUACACGAUAUACAUAAAUACUAUAUAUACAUUGUUCACUGUAAACCAAUACACUGUGUAAACACAUUGGUGGGUGUCACACAUACAACAUAUGAUAGAUACGUUUAAGAGUCUCGGCUCACGCUUGGAAACUGGACUCCCUUUCCAGCUGCUGAGGGAUCAGCGGGAUUCAUCAGUUCAUUCAUUCGCGCCCGUGACGCCUGAAUCCAUCCCCUGUGGUUGAUCUGCAGCCUCUCUGCCUCUGGGCCAACCGCACAGGGAAAUGGCCUCCUGUGCCAAAUACUGGUCCCUCCAUCCAAAAACCAACAGAAUGCAACGGAAAACGUGUUCAGGGACUCUUCCUGUCGGUACAGAAGGACUUUGGAUCUUUGGAUCACCGACAUUUCAAAAGUGCCAAUUAUUUUUCCGUUUAGUUUGGUGGUUGUUGUUUUAUUCUCAUGUUGUCAAUGCAAGGGAAUUAAGAUCGACGGGAGGUCAAUCCUGAACUUGUAGUCACUCCCCAGAGAGGUGGAGCUGACUCUUUUUGUUAUAAAAGCAUUAUGUACAGUCUUUAUGCUAAACACAGUUUAAGUUGGGAAUAGUCUAAGUAAAUGAAAUGUUUCACGUGUGUUCAAGACUCAGUGAGUCCCUGGGCAGGACCCAGAGUUUUAUAGACACGAGGACAGCUCGUCCUCAAGAGGACACUGCCCCCGGAGGGCAAACCAGAGACGCAGUAUGUAUAUUUGAAAUGGAAAAUACUGAACAGCCAGUAUGUAUAACAACUUCUGUCUGUUACACUCAUCAUUUUGUAUGGUAUUGAAACUGACCCUUAAUUAAGAUCCGCCCAUGAAACGCAGGCUGGCCAAUCCCAAGCUCUCCCCAGUCCCAUAACGUUAUGUCUCUGUUCCACUCUCACAGUCCCUCCAUAUUAACUUCUUCUUAGCUAGGAAGGCUUGGUCGAGUAUUGGCAGGGGACGGGGGCUAAAGCAAGGGACAACGAUGUCCCGCAAAGAGGGUGCAGGAAUGUGUCCAUAAACCUGGAAAUGAGUCUGUAUUUUAAGCUCUCACGGCUCCUUUGGCCCAAUCCCAAUCUCCACCCUUACUGACUCACGCACUUUGAGGCGCGCUCCUGCUGAUUCCGUGAGGGUUCAGUUCACUUCCUCUUUCACCCCACGAGGGCUUGAGGCUCUCUGGCAGACAUUUUGAGCAUUUUAUGAACCUUUUUCUGUAAGAUGGUGACUUUGCCCAAGGGAAUUACCCACAAGUCAUGGCAAUGACGUUAAAAACGGGAUAACUUGUGAGAGCUUUGGAGACGUGAAAAAAAAAAAGGAUGACACACGUGUCUUUGGAUGACGUUAAAAGAGACUAUAUUUAUAAAUGCAAAAUCAAACCAAUUGGAGCAAAGGAACGUAAAACAUUAUUUUAAAUGACUUUUCGUUUAAUGAAUAAAGAGCCUGAAAUCGAAUUAGAGGGUAAAGACUUAAAUAAAUACCCUCAAUUGUAAAUCAUCUUUUUGAACGUUGUCAUGGUGACGCACAUGUGGCAUCAUUCACAUUUACAUCAUUUAAAGCCCUCACAGACUCUCACGCUCAACCAUUUUCCAACCCCUGAGGGUUUAGGGCUCAGGAUUCCUUUGAAUGGGUUACUGUUCGGAGCAAUAAGCUCUGUGGUGAACACAAGCCGAAGAGAGUUCUACAGCAUUCAAGACGCCAGUAAGGAGUUUUCAAGCUUUAACAUGGCUUGUAAGAUGCUAAACGUCCUACCUAGUCUACCCAUUACAGUCUUGCAUGUUCCACUCAUGUGACCGUGGUGUUAGUUUAUAGCCAAACAUCCUACAUUCAACAGAAAAUCCUGAAGAUGGUGUAGAUUUGCAAAAAAUGAUCUUGCCAACCAAAACGUGUAAACGUCGUGGCCUGUGUUUGCCACAGAGCUUAUGCAAGAAUCCCAAAUCCACUGGAAAAGUCCUACUGGCAUUGUCCAGGUAACCACAGUAAAGCUAACUUCAGGGCUGGCCUGCAAUAAAUAAAUAAAUACGGUUGUUGUUUUUUACUUUUUAAUUUAGCAGUUUCCUGAAACCAGACAUGUGUCUGAAUGUGCAAAAAGUGCCGGGUCAACUGAUCCUCAUGUAUGUCCUUUUGAAGUCAAAUGUGCUUUGGGAUUAUUUGUGUGCAAAUGUUUGAAUACAGUUCAUUUGGAGGUCAGAUUUUUUCAUCACUUAAUGUGUUUUUAAACAGAGGUGAGAAAUAAAAUAUUUUCUGAUUCUGUCUUUUA